ACUACUCUCCCAUCUCAUGGCUCCUCUUCUUCUCUGUCUCCUCUUCCUCUUCAUGUUCCCUUUGGGAAACAAUGCUCAGGGUCCUCCCUCACCCGGCUACUACCCUAGCUCACGGGUUGGCUCGGUCGGGUUCAACCAAGGGUUCAGGAACCUCUGGGGCUCUCAGCACCAGAGGGUCGACCAAGGCGGGCUCACCAUUUGGCUUGAUCGAACCUCAGGAAGCGGUUUCAAGUCGUUAAAUUCAUAUUCAUCUGGCUAUUUUGGGGCUGCGAUAAAGCUUCAGCCCGGAUAUACUGCUGGGGUUAUUACAUCUUUUUAUCUCUCAAACACUGAACAGCACCCAGGGGACCACGAUGAGAUCGACAUCGAGUUCUUGGGCACGACAGAGGGGAAGCCUUACGUUCUUCAAACAAAUGUAUACGUCAGAGGGAGUGGCGACGGAAAUAUCAUCGGUAGAGAGAUGAAAUUCCAUCUCUGGUUCGAUCCUACCAAAGAUUUCCACAAUUAUGCUAUCCUUUGGAAUCCCUCUGAGAUCAUAUAUUUUGUGGACGAUGUGCCGAUUAGAAGAUACGCGAGGAAGAGCGAUGCGACAUUUCCAUUAAGGCCUAUGUAUGUGUACGGAUCCAUAUGGGAUGCCUCCUCUUGGGCCACCGAAAAUGGCAAAUACAAGGCGGACUACAAUCACCAGCCCUUUGUUGGUAAGUACAACAAUUUCAAGAUCGGCGGCUGCAGGGCCGGCGCCGCCUCGUGCCGACCCGCCUCCGCCUCUCCGUCGGGCGGGCCCGGGCUGAGCCGGCAGCAGUUGGCGGCGUUGGCGUGGGUGCAGAGUCAUUACAAGGUUUAUGACUAUUGUAGGGAUUCUCAAAGGGACCAUAGGCAAACGCCCGAGUGCUAGGAAAGAUCCGCUGCUACGUGUCAACGUUUUGGAGAGUCUUGAGAUGGACCCCACUUCUUCGACUAUGGAUUUUAUAGUAAAAGAGUGUGUAGCGUCCAAGCCUCCAUAAUUUUAAGUUUUGGAAGUUGCUUAUGGUUAAGUUGUGUUAUAUUGAUGUAUGUGUGUGAUUGCUUGUGAGAUGCUUGGUUUGAAGGCAGAAAAUUUGCCAACAAAUGUAUACUGCAUUUUUUACUCAUGAAUUCCAAAGUUUGUAAUAGAUGGUUAAUGGUUAUUAUAUUUUAACUUUAGUUCUGUUUCUUUA
Molecule: messenger RNA, 1196 nt
Organism: Salvia hispanica
Lineage: Eukaryota; Viridiplantae; Streptophyta; Magnoliopsida; Lamiales; Lamiaceae
Product: putative xyloglucan endotransglucosylase/hydrolase protein 32
Biological process (GO): xyloglucan metabolic process; cell wall biogenesis
Cellular component (GO): cell wall; apoplast
Molecular function (GO): xyloglucan:xyloglucosyl transferase activity; hydrolase activity, hydrolyzing O-glycosyl compounds
Source: RefSeq, a predicted model, not a curated record